Cuscuta campestris is the source of this 1821-nucleotide messenger RNA. The record is from the annotation of a GenBank genome assembly. NCBI's taxonomy places the organism in Eukaryota, Viridiplantae, Streptophyta, Magnoliopsida, Solanales, Convolvulaceae.
CUAGCCUUCGAAUUUAUUAAGAAGAAUCCACUGCUGAACAUAUAUGCAUGUCAAAUUGUAAUCAACGCGCAUACAUAUACGGAGUAUAUAUUUAUAUAUAGGACAAGACAAAGCAUCGAGCUUUCAACUCAAUUUCAAAAUUUGGGUCUGGGGGGAAGGAAGAGUGGGUGCAAUGUCAGUCAAUCGGAGAAGGAGCAAAGGAGGAGAGAAUCGGUUUUAUUGUCCGCCAGCAUUGAGGCGGCAGCAGCAGCAAAUGCAGGCUCACAAUUCGAAAUCCGAUCAGAGAACUGGAGAGUCUGAAGAUGCAGCAUCCACUACAUCAACUACGGCCACGCCUACCUCAACCCCAUCGUUUUCCACGAAUUUGGAUCGGUUUUUAGAGUAUACAACCCCUAAAGUACCUGCUCAGACGCACACGAGAUGUUGGAGAUAUCAGGACAGUGAUUUCGGCCCCUACUUCAUUUUGGAUGAUCUUUGGGAAUCUUUUAAGGAGUGGAGUGCGUAUGGAGCAGGAGUUCCUCUUGUUUUGAACGAGAGUGAUUCUGUAGUCCAAUAUUAUGUCCCAUACUUGUCUGGGAUGCAACUGUAUGUAGGCAAAUCCAGGUCUGUUGUGGGUUUACGGAAACCAAGUGAGGGAAGUGAUGUCGAUGCUUAUAGGGAGACAACUAGUGAAUAUGUGGGAAAGCAGAAUCAACAGAAUACUAUUGCAACUGGAAAUGGAUUUAAAAGACUGUCGUUAACAAAUGAUGCAUCCUUGAAUGAGACAAGUAAUCCACCUGGUCUGCUUACAUUUCAGUUCUUGGAACAAAAUCCUCCACAGAAUCGUCAACCAUUGACUGAAAAGAUCAUAAAUCUUGCAUCUCAAUUUCCUGAGCUGAGGACAUAUAGGAGUUGUGACCUGACACCUGCAAGUUGGAUUUCUGUUGCUUGGUACCCAAUAUACCGGAUACCCAUAGGCCCAACACUGCAGAACCUUGAUGCUUGCUUCUUGACAUUUCAUUAUCUUUCAUCUCCACUUAAAAGUACCAUCAUGGGGAUGCGUGAUAGUCAACAUCAUGGCAGCAUGCCCAUCAAGCUCUCACUUCCAAGUUUUGGGCUCGCAUUUUACAAGUUGAAAGUUUCUGUCUGGGCUCCGAUUGACGAAGAUGAAUCUCAAAAGGUCAGCUCUCUCUUACGAGCUGCUGACAAUUGGCUCCGAUGGUUGCAAGUCGACCACCCAGAUUACAGGUUCUUUCUUUCACGCAGUGCAUACUUUAGGUGAACCUUCCGACAUAAAUCAACACGACUGAAGUGAACUACUCCAUUAUAUCCGGCCUGCCUGCUCAUUGACUGAAGCCCUAUACUACUACUCUAAUUUAUGUGAGAUUGCCAUAAUAGCUCGUGCUUUCUAGUUUCUAUGGCCCAAAUAACCAAUGCGGUAUUUUUGCAAUAGUAUGCAGGGGUUAUAUAAGUUGUCCACCAUAAAAAAGUAUGUUCCAUACUGAUUGCCACAUCGGCUUUCUGUGUUUGUAACUCAACAUAGUCAACUAUCAACUAAUAGGGGCCGAUUCACACAUCUUAUAAUUUAUAAUGAUGGAGAUCCUGACCGUAUUUGUAAAAAUUAGUUUGACUUGAUUCCAAUGCUUACUUUAGAUGCCAUUAAAAGUUGUUGCAUUGCCCUGUACGGGAUUCUGAAGUUGCAUUGGCCCUAUACGGGAUUCAUGCUAUUUUUUUAGUGGCGUGUGAAGAUUUUAUCCUCAAUAGAUGUCUUUAUCAUCACAUACAGAAUUCUCUUUCUGUCUUCAAUUUUACGAAAUAUUCCAAUAUAUGGCAAUUGUGGAA